Messenger RNA from Musa acuminata AAA Group (dessert banana), 1108 nucleotides. Its product is annotated as zinc finger protein CO3. Gene Ontology annotation, biological process: regulation of flower development. The record is from RefSeq and is a predicted model, not a curated record. The transcript is spliced from 2 exons. Lineage: Eukaryota; Viridiplantae; Streptophyta; Magnoliopsida; Zingiberales; Musaceae. The coding region runs from base 84 to 992 and encodes 302 amino acids. Gene Ontology annotation, molecular function: protein binding; DNA-binding transcription factor activity; zinc ion binding. Gene Ontology annotation, cellular component: nucleus.
ACCUGAUUCCGGAAAUCGCACAAGCGAACGAGAAGGGAGGAGUCGAUCCCGUCGUAGACCAGCAGCUCGGAUUCUUGCGUGACAUGCUGAAGGUGGAGGAGAGCUCGGGUUGGGCGGCGCCGCGGACCUGCGAGUCGUGCCGGUCUGCGCCGUGCACGGUGUACUGCCGCGCCGACGCCGCGGCGCUGUGCGCCGCCUGCGACGCAAGCAUCCACUCCGCCAACCUGCUCGCGCGCCGCCACCACCGCGUCCCCCUCCUCCCCGACCUGGCCGGCGGCGGCCUCGUCGUCAGGCCCGGUCUCAGCGCUGCCUACCACGUCGGCGUCCCGUCGGGCGCGGGCGAGAAGGACGGCGACGAGGAGGCUGCCGCCUGGCUGCUGUUUGAUGCUGUGAAGGGCGGCAGCGAGGGCGCCGGGGGGCUGUCGUUCGCCGAGGAGGCCGACGAGUUUUUGGACCUUGUCGAGUACGAUUCCAGUGAGAAUGAGUGUGGUAGCGAUCAGCAGCAGCUGCUGCAGGAGGCGCAGCAGUUCAGCCAUGGGAAGAGCGAGGAGAGGGACCAUUUGGUGCCAAAUGAGCAGCAUCAGCAUAGCUUGCAGAUGGAGUUUGAUGCCUCCAAUGGAUUCAACUACUCUUCUUCCCUCAGCCACAGAGUUUCUUUCUCAUCCAUGGAUGCAAGUGUCGUACCGGACACUUCCAUCGGAGCGCCCAAAGGAACCAUGGAUCUCUUCUCGGGCCACCAUCCUCUUCAAGUUCAACCACAGCUCAAUCUCAUGGACAGAGAAGCCAGAGUGCUUAGAUACAGGGAGAAGAGGAAGACGAGGAGGUUUGAGAAGACCAUAAGGUAUGCAUCGAGAAAGGCGUAUGCUGAAACGAGGCCACGAAUCAAAGGCCGGUUUGCGAAGAAGUCCGAUGUAGAGCUCGAAGUGGAUCAGAUGUUCUCCACCGCUGUUGUGUUAGCUAAUUCAAGGUUUGGUGUCGUCCCAUCGUUUUAAGGACUUGUGUAAGAAACUAUGAUGCCACAAUGGAUAGAUUGUAUGAUGAUGACUCGCUUUCCAGGUGUUUAAGAUCGAACACAUGUUUAACCCACUUUGGUAAGAAUCUUUCCUGA